AUGGAUUAUCCCAAAAUGGAUUAUUUUCUGGAUGUCGAGUCUGCUCAUAGACUCUUGGAUGUUGAGUCGGCUCAAAGAUUCUUCUACAGCCAAGGAGCUCAAGCUCGCCGGGCGACCCUGCUUCUGCCUCCCACAUUAAUGGCGGCAUCUUCGGAGGACGAUAUAGACCGGCGGCCCAUCAGAAGAGUCCGCUCCAAGAGCGACACGCCGUACCUCGCCGAGGCCAGGAUCUCCUUCACCCUGGGGGCAGGUAGACUGCCUAUUUCCUCUUCAUUUGGUUAGUCUGCUGAGGAAGUGGAGAGGCUGGCGGCAAUGCGAUCUGACUCCCUUGUCCCAGGUACCCACACCCCACCCAUCCGGAGGAGGAGUAAGUUUGCCAACCUGGGAAGGAUUUUCAAGCCUUGGAAAUGGAGGAAGAAGAAGAGUGAAAAGUUCAAACACACGUCUGCAGCCCUGGAAAGGAAAAUAUCGAUGAGGCAAAGCAGAGAGGAGCUAAUAAAACGAGGGGUCUUGAAGGAAAUCUAUGAUAAAGAUGGGGAGCUCUCCAUAUCGAAUGAAGAUGACUCCCUGGAAAACGGACAGUCCCUGAGCUCCAGCCAGCUAUCUCUGCCCGCCCUGUCCGAGAUGGAGCCAGUCCCGAUGCCCAGGGAUCCCUGCUCGUACGAGGUGCUCCAGCCUUCCGACAUCAUGGAUGGGACAGUGUCUGAAGAGAGUCCCUCUGCCAGUGAGUCUGGAGUCCUCCUGCCCCAAGAUCCUUCAGCCAAAUCCGUCCUGCUCCUGCCCCCCAAAAAACCUGCUGCUUUCCCUGGAGACCAUGCGGAGACCCCAGUGCAGCAGCUCUCUGUCCUCAAGCAGCCCCCUGCCCUGCCUCCCAAACCCACUGCCAGGAUUGCCAGCCACUUAACAGAUCCUGGCGCCCCUGUGAAAUUGCCUUGUCUGCCAGUGAAGCUGUCGCCUCCGCUACCUCCAAAGAAAAUCAUGAUCUGUAUGCCCAUGGGGGGCCCAGACCUCUCCCUGGCGUCCUACGCGGCCCAGAAGAGCGGCCAGCAGGGCGGGGCCCAGCACCACCACACCGUCCUGCCCUCCCAGAUCCAGCACCAGCUGCAGUACGGCAGCCUCAGCCAGCACCUCCCUGCCACCACCGGCACCCUCCCCAUGCACCCCUCGGGCUGCAGGAUGAUAGAUGAGCUGAACAAAACGCUGGCCAUGACCAUGCAGAGGCUGGAAAGCUCUGAGCAGCGGGUACCCUGUUCUACUUCUUACCACAGCUCUGGUUUGCACUCGGGUGACAGUGUCACAAAAGCAGGACCUCUGGGCCUUCCGGAAAUAAGACAAGUGCCAACUGUUGUGAUUGAAUGUGAUGACAAUAAAGAAAAUGUGCCUCACGAAUCAGACUACGAAGACUCUUCCUGCCUGUACACAAGAGCAGAGGAGGAGGAAGAGGAUGAGGAUGACGACAGCUCGCUGUAUACCAGCUCCCUGGCCAUGAAGGUGUGCAGGAAGGACUCCUUAGCCAUCAAACUCAGCAACAGGCCCUCCAAGCGAGAGCUGGAAGAAAAGAACAUCCUUCCAAGGCAGACGGAUGAGGAGCGGCUGGAGCUCAGGCAGCAGAUCGGCACCAAGCUCACCAGGCGACUGAGCCAGAGGCCGACCGCAGAGGAGUUGGAGCAGAGAAACAUUUUGAAACCUCGGAAUGAACAAGAGGAACAAGAGGAGAAAAGAGAGAUCAAGAGGAGAUUAACUCGGAAGCUCAGCCAGAGGCCCACAGUGGAAGAGCUGAGGGAACGGAAGAUCCUCAUCCGCUUCAGCGAUUAUGUGGAGGUGGCCGAUGCUCAGGACUAUGACCGCAGGGCCGACAAGCCCUGGACCCGCCUCACCGCUGCCGACAAAGCUGCCAUUCGGAAGGAGCUCAAUGAAUUUAAAAGCACUGAAAUGGAAGUUCACGAAUUGAGUAGACAUUUAACAAGGUUAGUAUCAAGUGGGUUUUUUCCCCCUCAAAUUAUAACAUUUACCCGCAAACUGAACUGUCCUAGCUGCUCCUGGAGGACAAGUGCUGUGGUGGGUGCAGUGAGGGGAGAAGAUAAAAGAAAGAUCUAUGUGGGGAUCCACAGGUUCCACUGUGGUUUCUGA
Messenger RNA from Mesoplodon densirostris (Blainville's beaked whale), 2130 nucleotides. It is a transcript of the gene PHACTR1, whose product is annotated as phosphatase and actin regulator 1. The record is from RefSeq and is a predicted model, not a curated record. NCBI's taxonomy places the organism in Eukaryota, Metazoa, Chordata, Mammalia, Artiodactyla, Ziphiidae. Gene Ontology annotation, biological process: stress fiber assembly; cell motility. Gene Ontology annotation, molecular function: actin binding.